GGCAGGUUGUGACUGACCGAGCCGCACGUCCAUCGAGCAGAGAGGCGAGCACAUAUUUCGCAUCAUUUCUUACGCUGCGAGCGGGUCGGACGGAGGAGCAAGCCAUUUCAGUCGUCUACCUCGUCCGGUGUUUCAGAUGAUUUACUGUAAUCAAGAAGAAAGAAGGCUGAAUUCUGACAAACACCGCUGCCUCCCUCCCUCUGUGACCGAGGAGGGCACCCACCACCCAGGCCGUCAUCAGCAGCUGGUUUCGCAGCAAACGUUAGCGGCUAAUCGGCUAAUGUAAGGAGGAUUAACUCAUUUCAUUUUUAACCAUCACAAUGAUAAUGGAGGAGCUGUGUUUCGACUUUACGCCUGAACUUUCCCAGUUGUGAUGGAAAGGCAACACUGACUCAAGAGGGAACAUAAAUCCUGGAUGCCGUGACAUACAGGACGUGGUCAAUCCAAAAUGGAGAAAAAGAAAAUGUGCCCUCGCCUUCUUGACUACCUGGUGGUGGUUGGAGCAAGGCAACCAAGUAGCGACAGUGUGGCCCAGACACCUCAGCUCCUCCGCCGCUACCCACUGGAGGACCACCAUGACUUCCCACUCCCACCAGACGUGGUGUUUUUCUGCCAACCAGAGGGCUGCCUGAGCAUACGCCAGCGUAGGGUUAGCCUUCGUGACGACUCCUCAUUUGUUUUCACGCUGACCGACAAGGACUCAGGAAUCACCCGCUACGGAAUCUGCGUCAACUUCUACCGUUCUUUUCAGCGAGGACAUCACCGUACUCGUGGGGACAAGAGUGGCCAUACAGAGACAGCAGCACAAGCGGUCGAGACCGCUAGUGAAGGCUCUGAUGGCAGCGGUGGAGGCCCACCGCCCUCGCUGUCUCCACCUACCAAUGCUGAGUCGGCACCUCAGCCUGCCCCUGGAGAAGAGGGCGGACAACCAGGUGCUGAGCUAAAUGCUGGAAAGUCCCCACAGCACAGACGAAGCGCUGCAAAGAUGGCAGCCAGGAACCGCAACAGCACGCUGACCUCUCUGUGCAUACUCAGCCACUACCCCUUCUUCUCCACCUUUAGGGAAUGCUUAUAUAUUCUCAAGAGGCUGGUGGACUGCUGCAGUCAGAGGCUAACCCAACGAGCUGGGCUCCCUCGUGCCACCCAGAGGGACACCAUGUGGCGGGUGUUCACUGGGGCGCUGUCGGUGGAAGAGAAAGGCAGCCAGCUGCUGGCCGACCUGCGGGAGAUUGAAUCCUGGGUGUACCGGUUGCUGCGUUCACCCGUACCGGUGGCGGGUCAGAGGCGUGUGGAUGUGGAAGUCCUGCCCCAUGAACUCAAACGGCCACUCACAUUUGCCCUGCCUGACAACUCUCGCUUCUCCAUGGUUGACUUCCCCCUGCACCUGCCCUUAGAGCUGCUGGGUGUGGACGCCUGUCUUCAGGUCCUCAGCUGUGUCCUGCUAGAGCACAAGGUUAUUCUUCAAUCCAGAGAUUACAAUGCUUUGUCUAUGAGUGUCAUGGCCUUUGUGGCUAUGAUCUACCCUCUGGAGUAUAUGUUCCCCGUCAUCCCCUUACUGCCAACGUGCAUGGCCUCUGCCGAACAGCUCCUUCUUGCACCCACUCCCUACAUCAUCGGUGUACCGGCCAGCUUCUUCCUCUACAAAGCUGAUUUCAAAAUGCCGGAUGAUGUGUGGCUUGUGGACCUUGACAGCAGCAAGGUUAUAGCACCAACCAGUGCAGAGAUUCUACCACCUCUACCAGAGCCGGAAGCAGGCGAGCUUAAGAAGCAUCUGAAACAGUGUCUGGUUAGGUUGACCGUGAUCACCCAAAAGCAGAUCUUCUCCUCUGAAAAUAAGGCCUUAGCCAGUAUGAGUUUGAACACCCAACCCAUUCUGAACCUGGAGAAGUUCCAGGAAGGCCAAGAGAUGCCCCUGCUGCCACCUGGACGAGAUAAAGCUUCGCCGUCCUCCACAGAGUUCAACCCUCUAAUUUACGGCAAUGACGUUGAUUCUGUGGAUGUAGCUACCAGGGUCGCCAUGGUACGGUUCUUCAACUCCCCAAAUGUUCUCCAGGGGUUCCAGAUGCACACUCGCACCUUACGCCUCUUCCCUCGGCCCGUGGUGGCCUUUCAGUCGUCUUCUUUUCUUGCAUCUCGGCCACGACGCUCUUGCUUUGCGGAUAAACUUUCCCACACUCAGGCAGUGGAGUUCUAUGGAGAAUGGGCUCUCAACCCUACCAACCUCGCCUUUCAGAGGAUACAUAACAACGUGUUUGACCCCUCCUUAAUCGGAGAUAAGCCUAAGUGGUAUGCUCACCAGCUGCAGCCGGUGGUCUACCGAGUGUACGAUGGAAGCUCCCAGCUGGUUGAAGCUAUGGCUGGUCCCUUGGAGGAUGAGGGCAAUGAGUCUGACCCCACAGACAGUGGUAGUGACAGUGAGGCAUACGAUGACUCCAGCUCAUCCUAUUCCUCACUUGGAGACCUUGUGAGUGAGAUGAUCCAAGGAGACAUCCAGGGAGACACACCAAGUUUGGACCCGCCUACCCAUGCUGCACUGGGAGACGCUAGUGAGGUUGAGUUUCAGUGCUUUGAGGACUUCAGGGAAAGUCGUGGCUCGGAGGGUCCGCCCAGUGGGGACGGACCUGCCGAACCCUCUGAUGGACAACCUCUGCGCUCCAGCUCCAGCACAACUGCAAGCUCAAGCCCAAGCACAAUUAUCCAGGGAGUCAACCAUGAGCAGGGGGAAGCACCUGAAAUUGAAGCAUCAGCCAGCGCAGCUUUACAGAACCCUGUCCCCGCACUCAUCAGUCAGCCAUUCCUCAGACCUACAGCCGAUGCUGGCCUGGUGGACCCAGCCAACAAAAAGCAAGAGUAUGACAACCCAUACUUUGAGCCUCAGUACGGCUUCCCCUCAGAGGAUGACCCUGAUGCAGAAGAGCAAGUGGAGUCAUACACCCCUCGAUUCAACCAGAACCUCAAUGGCAACAAGGUACAGCGUCCUUUACGUCCCAGUAGCCUGAGGCUCCCGGGAGAGUCUGAUGGGGAGGGAGACUCCCGCAACAGCUCACCAAACUCCACCAUUUCCAACAGCAGCAAUGACGGGUUUGGAGGGCUCAUGUCCUUUGCCAGCAACCUUUACAAGAACCACGGCACCAGUUUCAGUCUGUCCAACCUUGCUCUUCCCAACAAGGCAGCGAGAGACAAAGCAACACCUUUCCCCAGUCUGAAAGGCGCACGUGCACCUCGAGCACUUGUGGACCAGAAGUCUUCAGUAAUCAAGCACAGUCCAACAGUAAAGAGAGAGUCGCCGUCUCCUCAGGGUCGAGUCAACAACACGAGUGAGAACCAGCAGUUCUUGAAGGAAGUGGUGCAGAGUGUUCUGGAUGGUCAGGGGGUCGGCUGGCUCAACAUGAAAAAAGUGCGCCGCCUGUUGGAGAACGAGCAGCUUCGCGUCUUCGUGCUGAGUAAGCUGAACAGAGCCAUCCAGUCGGAGGAGGAUGCCAGACAGGAGAUCAUACGUGAUGUGGAGGUGAGCAGAAAGGUGUACAAAGGCAUGCUGGACAUCUUGAAGUGCACAGUUUCCAGUCUGGAGCACUCUUAUACUAACGCAGGCCUCGGAGGAAUGGCCAGCGUGUUCAGCUUAUUGGAAAUAGCACGAACACAUUAUCAAACCAAAGACCCAGAAAAACGCAAGCGAAGCCCCACAGACAGUGCUGGCAGCCCAGGGAGUAAAGAGAGUCCUUCUGGUCGUAUGGAGACUGCCAGACCUCAGGGUCUUCUGAAUGUUCCUCACCUGCAGCUGCCGCACCACACAACGGGCAAAGGAGCCCGCCAUUUUGACACCCGGAGUCUGAACGAGGAGAACUUUAUUGCCUCGAUUGAAUUGUGGAGCAAGCACCAGGAUAAGCAAAAAGCUAUGGAAAAACCACAGAGGUCUGAAGGAGCAAAGCAGCAGCGCCCCCAGGUGACCGAUGCAGAGGAGAAGAAAUCACAGAUCAGUGCUGAUAGUGGCCUCAGUGUCACAUCUGGAUCUCAGAAGAGCGACACAGAGUCCGUGACGAGCUCUGAGCCACCGAUCCUGACGAGAAGCACCAGCCAGGACUCAGAGGCUAGCACAGUGAUAAGCAAUAGCUCUGGAGAGACUCUGGGAGCUGACAGUGAUCUGAGCAGCACAGCAGGAGAUGGCCUUGGUGGGAGAAUUGCUCCACAUUUAAAUCAGUCAAGAGGAACUCUUUCUGACAGUGAGAUUGAAACCAAUCCAGCCACCAGUACAGUGUUUGGAAAGACCCACACACUGAAACCAAGUGCAAAGGAUCAUGUACAUGCUAUGGCAAAGGGGCCGCCUGCACAGCCCAUGGAGGACAUCAGCAUGAGGAUUUACCUUUGUGAAGGCCUGCUGGGUAAGGAACGCUCCACGCUGUGGGACCAGCUGCAGUUCUGGGAGGAUGCCUACUUAGAUGCUGUGAUGUUGGAGCGUGAGGGCAUGGGCAUGGACCAGGGACCCCAGGAGAUGAUCGAAAGAUACUUGUCAUUAGGAGAGCAUGACCGUAAGCGUCUGGAGGAUGAUGAAGACAGACUUCUGGCCACACUGCUGCACAAUAUGAUUGCGUACAUGCUAAUGAUGAAAUUGAACAAAAAUGACAUCAGGAAGAAAGUGAGGCGUUUGAUGGGAAAGUCCCACAUUGGCCUCACGUACAGCCAAGAGAUCAAUGAGAUACUGGACAAACUGGCCAACAUGAAUGGCCGCGAGCUUCCCAUCAGGCCCAGCGGAAGCCGUCACAUCAAGAAGCAAACAUUUGUUGUACAUGCUGGCACCGAUACCACAGGAGACAUCUUUUUCAUGGAGGUUUGUGAUGACUGCAUAGUCCUGCGGAGCAACAUCGGCACAGUUUACGAGCGCUGGUGGUACGAGAAGCUCAUCAACAUGACCUACUGUCCUAAGACCAAGGUGCUGUGUCUCUGGAGACGCAACGGCCAAGAGACGCAACUCAACAAGUUCUAUACCAAAAAGUGUCGUGAACUCUACUACUGUGUUAAAGACAGCAUGGAAAGAGCUGCAGCUAGACAGCAAAGCAUUAAACCAGGUCCAGAGCUGGGCGGAGAGUUCCCUGUCCAGGACAUGAAAACUGGUGAAGGUGGACUGCUGCAGGUCACACUGGAAGGAAUCAACCUUAAAUUCAUGCACAGCCAGGUUUUCAUAGAGCUGAGUCACAUUAAAAAGUGCAAUACAGUGAAGGGAGUCUUUGUCCUGGAGGAAUUUGUUCCUGAAACUAAAGAAGUGGUGAUCCACAAGUACAAGACCCCCAUGGCACAUCAGAUCUGUUACUCCGUCCUCUGCCUUUUCUCCUACGUGGCAGCAGUGAAGGGGAAGGAGGCGGAAGGAAAACCCAAGAUUCUGUCACCGAGACCCCUUCCUAGCUAGUCUACACCCUGAGCCUUCUCUCCCCCCCCGUCUUCGGUGUGCCUCUCUACUUGAAAAGGCAUCUCAGCUCUAAAACCACAGACUCCUGACAAUCCCUUACUUUACUCUAAGCACACAAUCCCUGCCCCCUCCUCCUGUAUAUACAAGCCCACGACCCUUUUUCGACCCCGUUGUGUAGACGUGUUUGCUCUGUGAUGUCGUGUAAAUACUUCCAACGCCUCAUUGCUGUCGUCCUGAUGAUCAUACCAACUAGCUAAAUGUUUGCCUGCUCCUUAGCUCGGGAGGGGUCACUCCCCCUGAGCUCUUCUCCUCAGUGUGAAAGUCUUCUAUUGUUCCCGCUGCCAAGACCCACCUGUUUUUACCGAUAGGAGGAGAUUUGAGGGAUAGCCCCGAGGCACAGAGUGCAUGCAGGUCCCGUGCACAGCCUUGACAGCUCACUACAGAGUAGCCCCCCCCCCUCCUAUCCGUCUCCAUACGACUGUGUGAGUUAUUCUGUGAUAUGUGGUUACUGUAAAGUUCCAGUCUGUCCAAGUUUAAUCUGGUGAGACAUCCAGAGACCCUCUUGUAGUGCAGGACGUCCCAUACUGAAAAUGCUACUGUACACUGCACCGGAGCACCGCAUGUAAACGCUUCUUAAAAGUGUUUGAACCCUAAAAUAAUGUGAGUGUUCUCAGAUGUGUUCUCUUGCCCUAUAUCGGCCCGCCAGGCUGAAUUACUGUUCUAGUUCUGCUGUAAAACUUCUCGUCUGUGGUCUGCUGUUAUCAAUUGCAUGUUACUAUGAGGAUGAAAAAUAAAUAUUAUAUAUAUUUCUAUAUAUAGUAUUUAUUUAAUAUAUACAUAUAUUGACUGUACAUUUCUCUGGAAAAAAAUGUUACAAAUUGUUGAUUUGCUAGAUGUGCAAUACUUAAUAAGUAGUUAGCCAUUGCCAGAGCCAGGUUUUUCUUAAGUUAACUGGCGUUCACAGGGUGACGAAUGUAAGAAAGACCUUUUUCUUUUUUCUAUAGUACAUUGAAGUGAAUAUGAUGACUUCAGUUUGAUUGACUGUUUAAAGUUUGUCUCUUGAACUCUAAAAACAGCUGCUGCGUUGCUUUGGAGCAUUUUGCACUCAGGCCACACCCCCAGUCAGCGAUGUCACAGCAGGUGUUUUAAACAUCGGCAGGUGGUGCAGAUGAACGUCAGGUGUUGGCAGAGACGGUACAGUACCUUUUCCAUUUGAAUUCAGCCACCACAAUCAUGUGAAACACGUCUUUGAUAGUCUGAAAUGAGGUGGAAACCAAACAGACCUGGCUCAAAUCAGCGUUCGCUGUUCAAUGUGUGACUGCAGGGGGCGCUGUUGCAUGGUUAUUAUUCUGUCUUUAAAACAGCUUUGCAGUUUUUUGUUUUGUUUUUUUUUUAAUUCCAUGUAAAGGAUCACAUUUUAAGCUCAUAGUGACCUGUCGUCAGUCAAACGUUUAUUGAUCUCUACGUGGAAAAUUUUUUAAAAAAUCCUGCAUCCAGAUACUGUAACAGGUGUGGACUUUUGUUGUGUUCACAUCAGCCUCAGGGUUGUACUUCUGAGUUUCAGAAAUUUCCCACAACUGUGCUAUCAGCACUUGAAUUAACAAAAAUGAAUGUUUUUGAUCUGGUUUCACUUGUUAAUGAACCACUUUGAAUAUUUAACACAACAAAAUAAGCUAAAUUAGGUUUUUUUCAUAUGACGCGACUAUAAGGACAGCAGUGGGACUAACGCUGGACUAAUGUGUGAGCGCAGUUUUUCUUCCAAUUCUGUCAACAUUGCGCGAUGCAGCACAAUCAGUUUGUUAUUCAGACAUUAAAAUGGGAUGGCAGUUUUUGUAGAGGGUCCCUUUUCUGAUGGCCUUUGUCGAAAUAAUGACUUGUAUUCUGCUGCACCUGGAAAUCAGUGAAAUGCUGUCAUCUGCCUGGCCUCUCCGUCACCAGUUUUAAAGACUGAGUGAAACCACAGAAGUCAGAAAUUUAUGACACUGACCAUCAGAAAAUGGCUUUAUUGUAGGUGUAAAUUGGGGAAAGCAGCAUCGAAAUAUUUUCAGCCACUUGGCAUUUCUUGUAAUUAUGUCUGACUAAUAUUAACGGCAGCCACUUGUAGAAAGAAACAGCCAAGCAACAGCUGCCUGCAGUCACACGAGGACUGCGACUAAUUCAUCAUUUGGUCUGGAAAAUUGUUUGAAAUAUCUGUCGUAAUUUCUCAGAGUCGAAGUUAUUAAAAUUUGGAUUUCGUGCUGCCGCUCAGACAAAACUUUAGACUUAGAAAAACUUUCGCAUGUGAGAGGCUGAACAGAGCGUUUUUGCUCAUGAAACGACUGAACCGAUUUGCUUUUGGUCAGAGUGUUUCGUAUAAUUAAGGAGAAUUCAGGCCGUAACCAGCCCAGGGAAAACACCUGCUUUUACAUCGCAGAUUAGCUUCUGACCAAAGUACAAAAUCCUCCAAACUGCCAGCAGCAGUUUUGCAUCCUGUGAUUGAUCCUUCCGACGUGUUGAAGCCUACAGCUGUGGCCAUCUGCUCCCAGAGGAGAUCAGCGAGUCUUAAUGUUGUUUCUGUGGUAGUAAAGAACGGUUGAAUCUGGUCCUACCGCUGGCCCAUUACGUUUCACAGUGAAGAGUGUGUGUGCGUUUGUUUGUGUGUGUGUGUGUGCACAUGCGUUCAUGUGGUGAACAGUUUCUCCAGAUCAGCAAUAUAUCGGUACAGCUAUAUCACCGGAAGAUGUUUUUUUUUUUUUUUUUAUUCUGACAUGCUUGUACUUUUAGUCAUUGAACUGUGCAUAGGAAAGUAAUCAGUAGGAUAUCCAGAUGCUGUUGCGUUAAUGAAAAACACUACACGUCGGUGUAAAGAAGACUGAACUGGAUCUGCAGCAGCUCCAAAACUGGUGUGGUUGGUGGGAAUGGGACACAGCUCUUUCUGCUUAAGUUAAACGGACAUUUUUUUAAACUGGAUUAUUGCAACUCAUCUCUGUCAUUGUACUAGCCAGCUGCUGUAACGAGAGGGAAUAAAUGAAAUGAGAUGCCAGGUGUAAGUACUCCAGUAUUUGGAAAAAGUAUUUAUAGAAUAUGUACAGCUUUGGCAAUAUAAUAAAGUUGUCGCAUACAAAGCUCAGUGUAGUUCGUUGUCCUUUUCUGAAGAGGAAAAAAACGCACCAGAGGUCACACAACCUGUUGGUUAAAAAGUGGAAGACACAGUGAAGAGCUUUGAAGAUUUAUUUUAGAAAGCUGUGACUAUUCAGUUAAAAAAACAGUUUAACAAAAUGCUUGUUGAGUUUAAAAGUUUGCUUAAUGCUUUAAGCGCAUGUUGAAAAGUCCAGUGUGGAGGAUUUAAGGUGAUCUAUUGAGAGAAAUUAAAUCUGAUUCUGGUUUUAUGUAAUCACCUGAAAACAACACAUGUGCUUUUGUUACCUUAAAAUGAGCUUGUAUCCACAGAGGGAGCCAUGUUUCUACAGUAGCCCUGAAAGGACAAACCAAACUCAAGAGCGUCAUCGGGAAGGGUGAAGGCAGGGGUGCUCAGCUGGUUGCAAUUUGCAACCUCACCACUAGAUGCCACUAAAUCCUACACACUGGACCUCUAAGACUGGAGGAAAGAAAAAAGG
Messenger RNA from Chelmon rostratus (copperband butterflyfish), 8997 nucleotides. RefSeq names its product MAP-kinase activating death domain (gene madd). The record is from RefSeq and is a predicted model, not a curated record. The transcript is spliced from 35 exons. NCBI's taxonomy places the organism in Eukaryota, Metazoa, Chordata, Actinopteri, Chaetodontiformes, Chaetodontidae. Gene Ontology annotation, molecular function: guanyl-nucleotide exchange factor activity. Gene Ontology annotation, cellular component: cytosol. Gene Ontology annotation, biological process: regulation of apoptotic process; regulation of Rab protein signal transduction. Bases 449 to 5401 code for a protein of 1650 amino acids.